Cladophialophora immunda is the source of this 2771-nucleotide messenger RNA. RefSeq lists its product as uncharacterized. NCBI's taxonomy places the organism in Eukaryota, Fungi, Ascomycota, Eurotiomycetes, Chaetothyriales, Herpotrichiellaceae. The record is from RefSeq and is a predicted model, not a curated record. Bases 241 to 990 code for a protein of 249 amino acids. The transcript is spliced from 2 exons.
CCAUAACCGAAUCGAGCACAUAGCAAGAGAUCAGAUCUAAUUACCCCAUUGUCAUUGGUGUUGAUUGUGAUACAAGACCUCUUGUGUGAUAUUGGCGGUGAUAUAUCUUCUCAAAACUAGUUGGAGCCAUAUCGCCGCAUCUCAUAUCCUUCUUCCACCUACGCAGUCCGCAACUCUCACCUGUUCAUCACCGCCUAGGGCCUUGACCAUCGUUGAACGAAACGGCGAAUUACAGAGAAGAUGUCGCAUGAAAUGUCAACACAACAUGCAACCCGAGUAGGGGCCAGACCAUUCAAUCACAGUCAAUCCCAAGCUGCCGAAGAAGAGUACGACCGAUUACGGAAUCUGGCGCGCCAGGAGGGCUCCAAACGCUCCAAUUGUUUCCAGCGAUCCCAAGACGCGUAUGCCAACGGCGAUGGCGCGGCUGCGCAUGCACUCUCGCAGGAGGGCAAGGAACACGGGGCCAAAAUGGAGAUGUACAACAAACAAGCUGCCGACUUCAUCUUUCGCGAAAACAACGCUGAGGGGCGAGUCGCCGCCGAUACGAUCGACCUGCACGGUCUGUAUGUUGAAGAGGCAGAAGAGAUCUUAGAACAGAGGAUCCGAUAUGCUCAGAAUCAUGGUCAAACACAUCUCCACGUCGUGGUCGGGAGAGGCAAUCAUUCUCCCGACCAUAUCCAGAAACUGAAACCUCGAGUCGAACAAACCUGUCGGGACCUCGGCUUGCAAUACCACACCGAGUCGAAUGAAGGCAGAAUUUACAUCAAGCUCGACGGCAGCCCUGUGGACAUGCAACAUGUGAGCAACUGGCAAGGCUACCAAACAUAUCCAGAUCAUCAGCAACAACCCUGGCAUCCUCAACACGCUCAGCAUCAACAACCACAACAUUACCCCGCUCAAGGAGGGGGGCAAUAUGGCGGAGAGGAGAAGCUUGCCCAAGGACUUCUGUCCCGACUCAUCAACAAACUCUUGCGCAUGUUGUGUGGCUGAUGGCAUGACUAUAACAUAAGCUCUGUCAUGAACAAGGUGGCCAGCAUCGCGCUGGAGCUCUUUGUUUGGAGCAGAACUUUGGAAACCAUUGAGGGACAGAGUCAAUAUGUGUCUCGGGAAACCAUGCUGACUCACCAAGCCUUCGCUAUCGCCGAGAGAGUCAGAAAUACGUCUGCUGAUAGCGUACGCUUAUUCUCAGCGGGACAUGACUUCGAGUUGUUGGAGCUGUCGCUUCGUCAGUGGGCUCUAGGAACUAGAUUCCGUUCCAGCCGGGUUUUCCAGCGGACCAGAUUUCCUACCAUGCUGAACAUUAACUGAGUCCCUCUGAGCACGGAUGGGGAAAUCAAUUCGCAGGCUCCUGUCGUCGACUUGAUUGAAGGCGCCCAGAAUUGAUUCUAGGCCCUUUUUUUGCGGCAGCCGCGAGCGCAUUCAGCCCACACAGUUUGCCAUUGAGCAAUUCUUAUGGCUCAAUCUGCCUGGAGGAGUCAAUAAUACCCGACCUUGCGCCACUUGACCUCGGGUUCCCUUUUCUGACGGGACCGACCAUUUAUACAAUAUGCUCUGAGUGCUUUUGUUGCCUGUUCAGUGUCUUUCGAUAGGAGCAACUGAAGUUUUGGGACGAUGGCCAGUGCAGUCACAUCGCCUCAUUGAAGCUCAAGAGGCCAGUUAUCACCUUGCAUCUCGCCCAUCCUGCUCUGCUCGGAUCCAACUUACGUGUUCGCGAUGUGAUUUGGUUCAAAAUAUGAAUGACAGGCGGGUAGUAGCAUGUCAAGACAGUCAUCAAUGCAUAUUGAACAAAGUGCACAGCGAGUGACCUUCAGCAGUACGCGUUUGCCGCUUUAUACCGGUCUCACUUCAUAUUGCUCAUGCUCUACUGGACUACAAGCGUUUAUGUUAUUACUAAGAAGGUGCAGUGACAGGCGCAGCCUCAUCCGCGGCUGGGUGCCCUCGGAUGAAUUUGCUGGCAGGGGCGAGUAUCAGGUAUAUCGCUAUACAAUGUGGCCCCCCUGAGACUUCCUCAAAGACCAUCAUAUUUCACGGCCGGACGAUUCGAAGGUCAUAUACGCUUGGGACCAUAUGACACGUCAAACUGCCUCGGCGACCUCAACUAAUGCGCUUCAGCGUUUCCCGCUCAAGACUUAUCAUCUGCAGCGCUGGGAGACGACCGAGAAGAAGCUGAGAGUGCAAAGCCCCUUUCAAAUUUGAUGGUCUAGAAGAUGACUGGGGCAGACGAACCGCGAUAUGAGUACGUCCUCUCUUUUCAUAAGCAGGCGGAAAAUCAAUGAUUGACUGCCUAUCAUCGUCGAACGAACAGCUCCUCCCAUUUCCUGUCCUCCAUCAACAUCGUGUUUGGAGCCAGAUUCAGCCACAGUUCUUUGACGCUGCUCUCGUUAUGUUCCAAAUGUUCCUUCUUCUCUUCUGCACAACUAUAAGCCCCUCGCCCUUUCCUCCGCCUCAACGUCCCCCUGCUAGGCCACAGCUACAACAAUCCUUCUAUGAAGCUAGUAUGCGUCCUCGUACGUGCCAGCGGCUGCUUCAGACCUCUUUGUUGGGAUGGCCAGAACGGGAUCUCGUGCAUUCAACUCGGCAUUUCUCUUUGGCUGCUUGUAGCCUAUGGCAUGUGAGCAUGUCUUUCGCAAGUCACCAUUUCUGCGUACCUGAUUGUCCGCUGCAGCAGUUGCCCUGUGGGUCUGGCUCCGGCUCUGGCUCCGGCUCUGGCUCCGGUGAGGCCUCCCUGAUCACCAUAUCGACGGCGGGCUCGGCAGCCAUGUCAGGAACUG